ACAGGAGGAAGAGAAAAAAGGCGGAAAGAAAGGGCGUCUACUUGGCAUAAUCACGCUCAGUGACGUUCUUCGGUAUGUUAUCGGUGAGGGUGGCAAUUGGCGAGUCAGUCGAAGAGAUUACGGGCCCGUCCGCCGCCACGGGCACACCGCUCUCUACAGAUAUCAUUUCAUGCUGAUGGCGCACAGAGUCAUUGGAAUCAGGGGUUCGUCGCAGGCUUUCGGGGUUUCGUUAUUUUAUGUGCUUUCAAAAUCUUAGUUAGCUGGAACUGACUAACAGUUGUAUGUUUGCAUGAUCUGUACCCGUAGAUGUCAUAGGUUAUACGAUAAUGUUGCCGUCUUUGUGGGAGUAGCUAUGAGUAAUAGCGAGUGGCAUGUGGAAGACGUGUGGUGUGUAAACUUGCGGCAUGCGACGGCCUCAUUGCGGGCCGCAAAGAAGGCGAAGGCACUAUACCACCAACCACCAUGACCGCCAUACAAGCCGUCUACGUACGCGGGCACGAAGAACGCCCCGAUCCCAAGCCUCAUAUUGUUUACCGCAUUGAAAUUCAAGCCCAUGUCCGCUCAUGGCAAAUGUGGAGACGCUAUUCCGAGUUCGUGGAAUUACACACAGAACUCACAAAGUCCACAGGCUCUUCACCCCCAGCACCCCUACCACCCAAAAACUCCCUCGCCAUCCUCCGCGGACCUUUCAGAGACAGUAGUAGCAUGACUGAGGAGCGCCGGGCUGGCCUCGAGACAUACUUGCGCGCCAUAAUCAGCGCAAAGGAUGACAAAUGGCGAGAAUGUUAUGCCUUCCGCGACUUCCUUGGUGUGCCAGUCGGCCGUCAGGGCACCAUGGCUGAAGGCCUGAGUGCCUCCUCCAAACAGUUCUCUUCUUCCUCCUGGCUCGACGAGCACCUCGAGCUGCAAGCCAAGAUUCGCGACAUCCGCGCAGACAUCAACAAGCGGGAUGCGCUCUCUGACCGGGGAGACGUCAGUGCAUCUCAUACUGCGAAUGUCCAGGCGAAGAAGAAGCUCGCAGAAACCCUUUCUCGGGUGCGUACGCUCAAGCAGGGCCUGCAAGAACUCGGCAUGGCGGCUAUGGCGCAGGGAGAGCUGCAACGUCGUACAGACAUGGUCGCACGCUUGCAGGACGAUUGCGAGAAGCUGGGAAAGAUGGUCACUGUCACUCGACAGGCCUCUCGUCCUGCGGCCGCCCCUUCCUCACAGGGCUUCACGAAUGUUGCUAUCGCUCCCGAAUCGGAUCGGGCUGCGCUGCUGAGCCUUAGCAAACCAGUCACGCGAGUGUUUGGUGCUAAGAAACCUCAAGAGACGGAGAUGACGAGACCGCUUGACGAUCAUGGUCUCGUGCAGUUGCAGAACACUCAGUUGGAGCAGCAAGAUAGCCAACUUGCUACACUCACGCACAUACUACAACGGCAGAGGCACCUCGGGGAAGCAAUCGGUGCUGAGCUUGCGGUGCACAACGAGUUGUUGGAUGAACUCAAUACUGACGUUGAUCGUGUUGGGGGUAAACUCAUCAGUGCAAAGAAGCAACUCAACCGCCUGGGAUGAGUAAGAUCAGGACGGUUUUCCAAUCUUGAGUAGGGAUGUACGAGGUGCUACACAUAUACCAAUAGUUAACAUC
This is a messenger RNA of Suillus subalutaceus, 1627 nucleotides long. RefSeq names its product PX domain-containing protein. Gene Ontology annotation, molecular function: phosphatidylinositol binding. The transcript has a single exon. Bases 463 to 1554 code for a protein of 363 amino acids. The record is from RefSeq and is a predicted model, not a curated record. Lineage: Eukaryota; Fungi; Basidiomycota; Agaricomycetes; Boletales; Suillaceae. Gene Ontology annotation, cellular component: intracellular membrane-bounded organelle.